CAGGGCGGGCCCGGCAGCAGAGGCCGCAAGAGCAGGAGGAACACCUGGCCCAGGUGAGCGAGCCAGCGAGGGAGCGAGGCGCGCCGCGGAGGCCCUGCUGCUGCAGCCCAGGCCAGGAGCACAGGAGAGAUAAUGGCAUUACACCCACGCAGAGUUCGAUUGAAACCCUGGCUGGUAGCUCAGGUAGACAGUGGUAUGUAUCCAGGCCUUGUUUGGCUUAACAGAGAGGCCAAGCGGUUUCAGAUCCCUUGGAAGCAUGCAACUCGACACAGUCCUCAGCAUGAGGAGGAAAACACCAUUUUUAAGGCAUGGGCCGUGGAAACAGGAAAGUAUCAGGAAGGAGUUGAUGAUCCUGACCCUGCCAAAUGGAAAGCCCAGCUGAGGUGUGCUCUCAACAAAAGCCGGGAAUUCAAUCUGAUGUACGAUGGCACCAAAGAAGUGCCAAUGAAUCCCAUUAAAAUAUAUGAAGUCUGUGAUAUCCCACAAUCCCAAGGAGGAAUCAUUAACCCAGGUUCUACUGGUUCAGUUCCAUGGGAUGAAAAGGAUAAUGACCUUGAUGACGAAGAUGAGGAUGAACUGAACCAAUCUCAGAAUGUACCUAUACAGGACACCUUUCCAUUUCUUACUAUCAAUGGUUCUCCAAUGGCACCCAAUAGUGUGGAGACUUGCAGUCCUGAAGCCCAGUGGCCAAAAAAUGAGCCUGAAGAUAUAGAGAUGCCUAUGCCUCCUACACUUCCACCUUUGCAGCAUGAUAUGUUCAGCUCCCCCGAACUCUGGAUUAGUUCUCUUCCAAUGACAGACCUUGAAAUCAAGUUUGAGUAUCGAGGCAAAGAGUUUGGACAAACAAUGACAGUGAGCAAUCCCCAAGGCUGCAGACUUUUCUAUGGAGAACUGGGACCUAUGCCAGAUCAAGAAGAACUCUUUGGUCCUAUUAAUUUGGAGCAAGUAAAGUUUCCAGGACCAGACCAGAUCACCAAUGAAAAGCAAAAGCUCUUUACAACCCGACUGCUUGAUGUUAUGGACAGAGGGCUGAUACUGGAAGUCAGCGGCCAUGCUAUUUAUGCUAUCAGACUUUGCCAGUGCAAAGUAUAUUGGUCUGGCCCAUGUGCACCUUCUUCCACCACACCAAACUUGAUUGAAAGGCAAAAGAAAGUCAAGCUUUUCUGUUUAGAGACAUUUUUGAGUGAACUGAUUGGCCAUCAGAAAGGACAGAUUGCGAAACCUCCAUCCUAUGAGAUAUACUUUUGUUUUGGGGAAGAAUGGCCAGAUGGAAAAUCAAAAGAGAGAAAACUGAUAGUUGUACAGGUAAUUCCAGUCGUAGCCCGGAUGAUCUAUGAGAUGUUUUCCGGUGACUUCACCCGCUCUUUUGACAGUGGCAGUGUGCGGCUCCAGAUCUCUAUCCCAGAUAUCAAGGACAACAUUGUUUCCCAGCUGAAGCAACUCUACCGUCUGUUGCAAAAUCAUCAAGAAGGCUGGCCUAUGCAGCCACCAAACAUGCACAUGACUCCACCUCUUGCAGCGCAGUAAUGAGCAGGUCUCGCCCAAAUGAGGAAUUGACUGGAUUAGUAAAUUGUGUGGAUACUGUAAUUGUAGUGCAAUGUUGGGUUUUUAUUUCAGUUAAUUGUAAACAACUCUUGAGUACGUGGCGCUGAAAUGAGAAUGAUAUAUAUAUAUAUAAUGUAAUACUUUGCAGGAAUUGUGUUGAAUUAACCCUCAUGCACUAGGAUAGUGCAUCCAAAUUCCCUAGACCUACAACAUUGCAUCCAUUAUAUUGUCAUCAGUAUGGCUGUAAACAAUGUCCCCCAUUUCAAUCAUUUGCUGCACACAGUAUGUCAUAUAUAUAUUAAAAAUGACUGGGAGAAAAAUUGUCCCAACAAAGCUAUAACAUACUGUUAUAAAAAUGUCUCAAGCUGUUUUGUGAAUCAUGAUGCAGCAAAGCAGAAGUAAUGUGUUCUUUUUAUCAGUAAGCUGGUCCCAUUUGAAAAAAAAUUCAAAAUGUCUUCUAUUGGAGGUAUACUAAAAUCCGUGCCUUCCGCUUCCAAUAUAAAUUUUUAUUUACUAGUGCAUGAAGGUCAAUGCAUGUAGACAAAAAGUUUACGUUUUUAAAUUUUUCUUCCAAUUAUUGUACAUAUAUGAAAGAAUGUUGAAUUAUGUUUUUAUUUGCCUGUAACACAGCAGCGCUGUCUUUAUAUGUGAUCAGAUUUCAAAUGUUAUUUUUCAAAAGGAAUUUUAAGAGCUUUUAACACAAAUGCUUUAUUAUUAUACAUACUUUAUGCUAUGGGAAAUAUAGUCACAUUAUUACGUAAACUGUUUCUACUUUAUAUAUUUUAAAAAUAGUAGUGCUGGCACAUACAGAAUCUGAUCAAUGCAAAACACAUUUGUAAUCCUUGUUUUGUAAGUAUUUCAACUCUUCAGUAAAAUUGUGUAGCAAAAUUGUUAUCUGAAUCACAGAGGUGUUCUGAAUGUUGUAUGAAUAAACCACUGCUGUUUGAUAAAUCCUUUCUUUUUAAACAAAGGAAGGGUAGACUUCAAAUUUUAUUUUAAUCCUGAACAGAAGUGUUUAUUUCAAUUCACAAUCAGUUGUGCUCACUAUAAAUUAAAUAUUACUGAGAUGUGUAGAUGUUGCUAUGUGAAAAGCUAUCAAGUGUGUCCUAUACUAUGCAAUUGUAUAGUGUGAAAAAAAGAGCAAGCUUAAAUCAUUUGUUUCCAGUCUGGUUGAUAACUGAAUGGAGACAAAGAGGGAUACACAAGGCUUUCUGAUGAACCCAUUAUUUGCUACCAAAUGUGUUUCCUAGCUUGUUUCAUAGAGUUUCUUUUUUAAACAGAAAGAAAUAUUAACUACAUUUGCAAUGCUUGUUAGAAUAUCAAAUUGCUAGGGUAAUAAAGCUCUUUGCUUCUUGUAUGUCUUAAUCUUAUGUAAACAAAUUGCACACCAAGAACACUGUAAUACUGUUAAUGAUGUCAUCCAACCAACUGUAAAUAAGACAACCAUUUUGAAUAUUUUGUUCUGAAGCCAGUGGUGUUUCAUGUUUGCUUUAGUGCUAGAAAACACAUUAAAACAUACUCUCAAAUAUUCUGUGGAACUAUAA
This is a messenger RNA of Anolis sagrei ordinatus, 3089 nucleotides long. It is a transcript of the gene IRF6, whose product is annotated as interferon regulatory factor 6. The record is from RefSeq and is a predicted model, not a curated record. NCBI's taxonomy places the organism in Eukaryota, Metazoa, Chordata, Lepidosauria, Squamata, Anolidae. Gene Ontology annotation, biological process: immune system process; regulation of transcription by RNA polymerase II. Gene Ontology annotation, molecular function: DNA-binding transcription factor activity, RNA polymerase II-specific; protein binding; RNA polymerase II cis-regulatory region sequence-specific DNA binding. Gene Ontology annotation, cellular component: nucleus.